Molecule: messenger RNA, 3342 nt
Organism: Centropristis striata (black sea bass)
Lineage: Eukaryota; Metazoa; Chordata; Actinopteri; Perciformes; Serranidae
Exons: 15
Coding region: 1-3120 (1039 amino acids)
Source: RefSeq, a predicted model, not a curated record
AUGACCAUAAUGUUUGCUUCUCUCAAGUCACAUACAUUACUUGACUUUUCCAAUUGUGUUUUCACCUCCACAGAUAUCUGUGGCCAACCACAGACCUUCAGACUAGCAGACACUAGCUUGAGAGCUACAGAGGGGUCCUGCGUCGAAAUGAAAUGCAGUGUCAGUUAUGGAGGUGUCACUGCUAAUGCAUACUUCUUUUGGAUAAUGAAUUCAACUUGGAAUGACAAGGUGCUAAGUGGCACUGUCAUUUACAGCACAAAUGUUAGAGUACGUCCUGUCAGUCAAGGCUUUGCAGACAGAGUGACAUAUACCGGCUCUUCAUCUUCAACUUGGAACAGUUAUGACCCACCAGAGUCCUGCAGUAUUUCAAUUUGCAACCUGAAGAAAAGUGACAGUGGAGACUAUCUUUUUAGAUAUCUAGAUGAAAAGACACCUUAUAAAUACAUGACUGAUAAGUUGACCCUCACUGUUACAGCAAAUCCAUGCCCCAUCACUUUUGACAAACCGGCCGUCGUAGUUGAAAAUGCCCCUGUGACACUCAAAUGCUCAACUUUGAGUUCAUGUUCUUCAAACCUACAAAUUGGAGGUUUGGAACAACUUGAUCCAUCUCCGACCUCAGGGCCUCAACCACCAUAUACCAGAAAUCGGAAAACCACUACCGUCAGUUUUACAGCAAACUGGCAGGAUGAUGGGAAGGAGUUUUCAUGCCAAACACAAGACAACACCGACACACAUUUGAUCCGGAAAAUCAAAACAACUGUGGAAUAUCCUCCCAAAGACACAUCGGCUAAAAAAAGCAAUGAAAACGAUGUGGAAGGACAAACUGUGACUUUAACUUGCGCUGCCAAAGGAAAUCCUGCUCCCACCUUUACCUGGUUUAAAAAUAAAAAUGCAAAACUUGGACAAGGGGCAGAAUGGACGAUUAGAUCAAUUACGGAGUCAGAGAAUGGAGAAUAUCAUUGUGAAGCUACAAACAAAUAUAACACAGAAAAGUCCAACCCAGUCUUCAUAAAUGUUAAAUAUAAGCCUGAAGUCAGGUUGACGCCCUCUGCUUCUGAAGUAACACAAGGAGAUAAAGUGACUUUAACAUGUGAAGUGAAGAGAGCAAACCCAAACCCAGCUCCUUACAGCUUUACUUGGCUUCUAAAUGGUACAACUAUUGUUCAGGGGUGGACGAACCGGUAUGUCAUCGAACGAAUCGAGCCUGAGCAAAGAGGCAGAUACAAAUGUCAAACCACUAACGAUGCCGGUACUGGAACAUCAUAUGAACGUCAAAUUAAAGUUAAAUACGGCCCAAGGACGACGAAAAUAUCCAUCGGUCAACAUGAUAAUAAAGUGAAAGUUGGUGCCUCUCUGACAUUCACCUGCAACACUGAUGCCAAUCCUGCCCCACAUACGUACUUCUGGUCCCGCCGAUACAAGGAAAACCGUAAACAGACGUCACAGUGGCAGUUCAAGACAACUUCUACUGGAAAUGAACAAUAUUUAAAUUCAGUACAAAGAGGAGAUGAAGCAUGUUACACAUGCAAUGCAACCAACAACAUCAAUGGAGGGAAAGACAGUGAGCGGCUGUGCAUAGAAGUCCUCUAUGCUCCAACCAAACCCUUGCUGUCUAUGGUUACUGAGGCCAGGGAGGGUCAGCCCAUCACCAUCACCUGCACUGUUGAAAGUUCCCCACAGUCAAUACUGGAGUUGAUGAGGACUUCUAGUUCUAAUCCCAAAUCUACAAAAUGGCCUUACACUCCACUAGAUUUUCACGGCUCCCCCAACACUCUCCUGCACACAUUUAAUGUAACUUCAGACGACACAGGAGAUUACACCUGCAACGCCGCCAACGACCUCGGCUCAGAGAAGAGCAACCCAGUCAGGCUGGUGGUAAAAUAUCGUCCCAAAGACGUGACUGUAGAACCUCGACCGUCCCUUGUUGUGAAGGAAAACACGUCGUUGACGCUGAAGUGCAGUGUCAAAUCCCACCCAGCAGCAACAAGAGUCUCAUGGACGAAGACGACAGUUGGGAAAGGAAGUGAAAUCAUCCGGACGGGUUUGGAAUUCACUCUGAAGUCUGUCAGUCCUUCUGACAGUGGAAAGUACAGCUGCACUGCCACUAAUGAGAUAGGAACCGGAAACUCACAGCAAGCUGAGGUUAAAGUCAAGUAUGCUCCAAAACUCACAAAGAUCACGAGAGCAGCAGAGCAGCUGAAACCUGACGGGAGCAGAUCUGUGAAACUGAGCUGCAGCAGUGAAAGCUUUCCCCCAGUUACACAAUACUCAUGGUACAAGAUAAAUGCUAAGGGAGAGGAUACAAAAGUGUCUGAUGGUGAGAGCUACACGGUGUUCUCAGACAAGCCAGGAGACUACUACUGCAGCGCAAAAAAUGAAAUGAGUGUAAGAGUGACUAAAUCUGUCCCAGUCCAUCUGUUUGACGGAAGCUUGAAGAGGGCCCUGAUUAUUAUCCUUUUGGUUUUCAUCCUGCUUUUCAUUGUCGUAGUUGUCUUUGUCUACAGAUACAAGAGGAAGAAAUCAGCCCCCCAAGGAACGACCACUACACCUUCCUGUGUUGGUUUUCUGGGCGGGUGGAGCGGUUCCAGGAGGAAUCGGAUGAACAACCUGGCUACGGCAGAGCCUUUCAGGAGCAGAGACGACCUGCUGCCGGAGCAGCGGCCCUGUCCCAAGGCCCGGCGCUGCCAGACGCGUCCAGACAGCACCCCCAAACCCAACAUCGACAGUGUUUACUGUACUGUGAAUCUGCCCUCCGCAACACAAGGUCCUUCUGCAGCCAGGCAGCCACAGGACGACUCUCUCCACUACGCUUCUGUACACUUUGGAAAUAAGCAAAUGAACAAAGGGGCAAAAGUGGAGGAUGUUUAUGCCAUAGUGUCCAAGCAGAAACAACCUAAUAAGAAUGAGGAAACGCUGGAGGACUACGAGAACGUUAGCGCGGUGCACGCCAGAUCUCCAAACCCUCCAAACUACGACACAGACAGCAGUGAGGAGGAAGUAGAGAUUAAUUAUUCUGAGGUGAGCUUCAAACCGAAGCCUGGACGCCAGAGAGCCUGCAGGGACUCAGACAGCAGCACCUCUGACGAGGACCCCACCCAGUACUCAGACGUCAAAAUAUGACUCACAACAGCCACUCAUCUUACUGCGCAGUAACAAGUCAAGUAAGGAAAGUGUAUAUACACCAGGGGUCUCAAACUCGCGGCCCGCGGGCCAAUUGCGGCCCUCGUGACGAUAUUUUGUGGCCCCCACCUUGAUAUGAAAGUUUAAUGUGAGUUUUAUAUGAAUGGCACUUUACUGUGUUGUGUGUGGAAGGUCCCUUUUUGGUAAUUUUGUGUCUUUUUU